Molecule: messenger RNA, 1065 nt
Organism: Pangasianodon hypophthalmus (striped catfish)
Lineage: Eukaryota; Metazoa; Chordata; Actinopteri; Siluriformes; Pangasiidae
Product: prisilkin-39-like
Exons: 2
Coding region: 1-1065 (354 amino acids)
Source: RefSeq, a predicted model, not a curated record
AUGCGUAAACUGGAUUCCAGCACGGACUCCGGGGCCUACAGCUACACCUACACAUACACCUACAGCUACAUCUACAGCUACACCUGCAGCUCUUCACAAUGCAGAUACACAUACAGCUACACCUACAGCUACACAUACAGCUACACCUACACAUACAGCUACAGCUACAUCUACACCUGCAGCUCUUCACAAUGCAGAUACACAUACAGCUACACCUACAGCUACACAUACAGCUACACCUACAGCUACACAUACAGCUACACAUACAGCUACAGCUACACCUACAGUUUUUCACAAUGCAGAUACACAUACACCUACAGCUACACCUGCAGCUCUUCACAAUGCAGAUACACAUACGGCUACAGCUACACCUACACCUACAGCUACAUCUACACCUGCAGCUCUUCACAAUGCAGAUACACCUACACAUACAUCUACAGCUACACCUACACAUACACCUACACCUACAGCUACAUCUACAGCUACACCUGCAGCUCUUCACAAUGCAGAUACACAUACAGCUACACCUACAGCUACACAUACAGCUACAGCUACACCUACAGUUUUUCACAAUGCAUAUACACCUACACCUACAGCUACAUCUACAGCUACAUCUGCAGCUCUUCACAAUGCAGAUACACAUACACCUACAGCUACACCUACAGCUACACCUGCAGCUCUUCACAAUGCAGAUACACAUACAGCUACACCUACAGCUACACAUACAGCUACAGCUACACCUACAGUUUUUCACAAUGCAUAUACACCUACACCUACAGCUACAUCUACAGCUACAUCUGCAGCUCUUCACAAUGCAGAUACACAUACACCUACAGCUACACCUACAGUUUUUCACAAUGCAUAUACACCUACACCUACACCUACAGCUACACCUGCAGCUCUUCACAAUGCAGAUACACAUACAGCUACAGCUACACCUGCAGCUCUUCACAAUGCAGAUACACAUACAUCUACAGCUACACCUACAGUUUUUCCCAAUGCAUAUACACCUACAGCUACACCUACAGUUUUUCCCAAUGCAUAUACACCUACAGCUACAGCUAA